AUGUGGGCAAUAGCGAUGCUCAUCUUAUCUUUCUCUUCGCUUUGCUUGGCACAGCCCGGCGAGCAUAUCGACUGGCCUCGAUGGUGCGGGAAGGCAUACAUGCCAGAAUACCCCGAUUUCAAUCCUGGUGGCCAGCUUUUUCAGCCACACGUACAAAGAAAUCUAACGCUAAACGUCCGCUUCAAGCCGCGAUACAACAUCUUCCUAGCCGAUGAGUUUGAAGGUGAAUUCUUUAUUCAUGCCGAAACGUCUGACUAUCACGGCGUUCCGUGGCCGCACAUGGAGGACGACGACUUUUACUAUCCGUAUGAUGUCAACGCCACAAUCUCGGCCACGGCCACUGGCGAAGUGCUUGCUCAGGGCAGGCUUCGUGCGAGCUUCAAUCUGCACAACGCCACCUCGGAUCGUCCCAUUUAUCGGUUCAAGUUCGAUCUUGGGAAAUUCAAGCCAAGAUUUGAGCCCUACGAGGUGACGUUGAAAGCCACGCCAAUCAAAACCGAGAUAUACGUCCUGCCGAGCAAGCCAAAAGGCAACGUCGUCAGGAUUGAUAAUCUGAGCGGCGGCUUGUUCUUGCGCAGCAGCCCGGGGAGCAAGUUUGAGCCCUUCUUUCCGUAUGGAUUCUACGCCCCCUGUGAAGGGUUUUUAUGCGAUGAGAAUAGCGUUGCAAAGAUUGAGGCAUACCGUAGCCAUGGUCUCAAAUCAGUGGUGCCGAUGAUGCCUGCUUCAGCCACCUCGUGGAAUGUUUAUAAGUCUCUGGACUCUGCCGGUGUGAGAUACAUGUACGAUUUGCGUCAACAUUACAAGAACCACAGCGCGGUAAAGGAACAAGUCGAAGCCAUCAAGGACUCGGAUGGCCUCUACGCGUACUGGACCUUUGACCAGCCAGAUGGCCACUCGGCAACUCACGCCCGCAUGUGGAAAGCAAGCAGCCUGAUCAAACAGCUUGACCCCUAUCAUCCGAUCGCCGUCAGCCUUGGCUGCGACAACUAUUACUUCGAGGAGUACACCAAGGCGGCCGACAUCAUCGUGGCAGAUGCCCAUCCCAUCGGAGCCGGCGCGUCCAGAUGGCAGACAAGUUGCAAUGCGACCUACGGCAGCUGUGGUUGCGACAGCUGCAAAGGCAACGCGGCAGACGUCGCAAUUCGGCUUUUCCAUUUGGCACAAUACGAGAGGUGGCUGAACCACUGGCCCAAGCCAAAGAUGCAGAACCUGCAAACCGGUCCCAGCGGCGAGAAGUCCUUGCCCGUCAGUCCGAGCGCCGCCGAAGUCAUCGCCAUGAGCGCUCUCGCCCUCAACAACAACGCAAAGGGAGUCCUCCCCUGGGCCUGGCCCGUGGACAAUGCGACCACUGCCCUGCACGAGAAAUUCCUGCGUGUCAUGAACAGAGACAUUGUGAACGAGCUUCUCACCAGGAUACCGGCCAGGAAGCUCAGGGUGAAGAAGAAGAAAGAGCUAGAUGUUUCGUACUGGGUGCUCAACAAGACUUUGAUGCUGAGCGUCGUCAAUCUGGGCAAGAAGUCUGUCCGCGGGCCCAUAGUGCUUAAUCUCCCAGGCAUUCAGCCCACGAAAAUCACAACAGUGCUGUGGGGCACUGCGGCGUGGGAUCAUCGUGAGCUUUUCAAACCAAUGGGGAUGAAGCUUCGGAUCAUGGCGGUGGAUCCCUUGUCGACGAAUAUAAUUCUCAGCAUGCUGUGUUGCGAUGACGGACCUUCGCAUUCGGGGUAUUAUGACUGA
This is a messenger RNA of Trichoderma atroviride IMI 206040, 1734 nucleotides long. The record is from RefSeq and is a predicted model, not a curated record. NCBI's taxonomy places the organism in Eukaryota, Fungi, Ascomycota, Sordariomycetes, Hypocreales, Hypocreaceae.